Messenger RNA from Adineta steineri, 957 nucleotides. The record is from the annotation of a GenBank genome assembly. Lineage: Eukaryota; Metazoa; Rotifera; Eurotatoria; Adinetida; Adinetidae.
AUGAAUAACAACACGACUCGCACAGCAGAUUUUGUAUUACCUUUAUUCACAGUCAUCUUUGGUUCAAUAGCUAGUAUAAUGUCAGCUAUGAUCUUAUUUAUUGUUAUUUAUCAUCAACACAAGAAUCGAGUAACAAAAGAAAAAAGAAUUACUCUUAUUUUAUGUGUUAAUAUUUAUCUUUGUAUUUUUCUUUGGUCAACAAUAUUAAUGCUGCUAAAUAUUCGUACCGUGUUAGGUGAUCUUUAUGGUCUAAGUUUUGAUUCAAUACAAUGUAUAUUUUAUGGAUAUAUUGAUCUUAAUAUUUCCGGUACUUUUUAUUAUGGAUUCGUUACUCAAGCUUUCUAUCGUUUUUGUCGUAUUAUAUAUCCAGCAUACAGAUGGUAUCAAGUAUAUUGGCUUUAUAUUAUUGCAGUACCACUUCAAUUUAUCAUGGCUUGUUUAGUUAUGUGUCCACUUUAUUUUUGGCAUGCAGUCGUAUAUAUGCCUGGGUUAUACCAUUGUUUUAUACCAAUUCAGAAUAUUCUUGGUAUUGUUUGGAUGUUUUUUUUCUUCUAUGGACUGCCUGUCUUCUUUUUAUCAGUUACCUACAUUCGUAUCACAAGAUAUAUUCAUCAACAGUCAACUAAUCAGACAAUAGCUGUCAAACGUCGACAAGCACGAGAUUUUGUUGUUAUUAAACGUAUUAUGGCUCAAAUUAAUAUGUUGUUCACCUUGGCAUUACCGGGCACGAUUCUGAUGAUCAUCAGUUAUGUCACAGGAAAUACAUAUCCUGUACAUUAUCGUGUUGCAUGGCUUUCGAUUGAAUUAUCUCUAAUAAUACUAAGUAUAUUAAUGAUUGUUAUGACACCUCAGUUGAAAACUAUUGUUAUAUCAAAAUGGAAACGAGAUAGAGUGAUACCUGUGGCUGCUACUGUAGGAAAUUCAGUUGCAACAAGAACAGUUGGUACUCUUCAAUAA